AUGGAUGCGGACGCCGAAUUCCUGAAACGGCUGCAGGAAUUCACCAGAGGAUCGGACACGUGGGAGAAUUUCAAUCCCACCAAGUGGCGGGAUAUUGCAUCUGAAGAGAUCUCUGACAACGAGGCCGCUCUGGCAUCGAACCAUGUUCCAGCCACUAGUACGCUGGCCCUGACUCCUGUCCACGGCUUUCAGAAUGCAGCCCCCAUGGAUGUCGAUUCGGACUCGGAUAGCGGCCCAGCCAUCAUCUUUGGUCGCCACCAUCUUACCGCCGAGGAGGUCUCACACAACCGCGGCUACAAGCUCAGCAAGGCCCGCGACUUUGCUUCGGACGAGCCCGAGGUUCUGCGAGAUACCGCAAAGCUAGAGAAGGUUACCUGGAGGGAGACCGGUCUCAAGAUGGGCGACGUGUCAGUCGAAGGCGACAUUUUCAGCCCGUGGAGACUUGUUGGGGCCUACCCGAAGAUGUAUGUCGGCAAGCGGAACAGCGUGCGGGCCGCACCUCUCUUUGCUGCUGACGCUAUCCACGAGGACCGCGUCUGGGACUUCUAUUACAUCCAUCAACCUCCCGACUCUAACAGGAAGCCUACAUUGUUUGUGCCCACUUAUCAGUUCGAGCAUUUUCUAGAAGUUGUCAACGCGAAGCUCGAGACAGAGCUCUUAAUCCCGAAUGGCACCAACUACGAAAAGUUCACGAUGAGCUUUGGUCUAGGCAAUAUGCCAAAGCCACGAUUUCUGGGCCGCUCUACUAGCCGCCAGGGCUUUAAGGUCCUGUGCAAGGCCAUCGAGACGACCGAGAAAGGGGACGACCUGAAGAAUACAACCAAAGUGGGCCGGGAGGAGUUUCUGAGACUUUUGUCAGUGGCCAACUCUACUAAUGAGAAAAGGUCGGUCAAGUCCGACAAGAAUCGGCGCAAGCGUGUACAGAAUCAUGUGUCUUGGGGCAAGGAGAUCAAGCGUGUUCAGCGGUACCUCGGCCUUCGCCAGCGCGUCGGCGGCAAGAACGGAGUGGUGUCGGAUGUCCCAACGGCACUCGAUCUCCACCGCCCUACGGUCCUAGAGCCAGAGGGAUCGGUCUUGUUCAUCGCCAUUGACAUUGAGGCCUACGAGUUUAACCAGAACAUAAUUACCGAGAUUGGCCUCGCCAUGUUGGACACCAAAGAUCUCGCCAACACUGCUCCGGGAGAUGGAGGUAAGGGGUGGUUCCCUCUAAUUCGCGCCCACCAUCUCCGCAUCAAGGAGAAUACCUGGGCCAUGAACAUAAAGCACGUCCACGGAUGUGCCGACAACUUUGAUUUUGGAACGAGCGAGUUUGUCCCCAAGCAUGCUGCUAUUGCGGUCCUCAAUCAAAUUAUUCAGCAAGAAGCAUCUGCCAGCAGAGACGGCCCGGAACAGCAGCGGCCUGUGGUUCUCGUCUUUCAUGAGGCGCUUUCGGACAUCAAGUUCCUCCAAUCGAUGAACUACGACAUCUUCAAGAUCAAGAAUGCCAUUGACAUUGCCGACACGCGAGGAAUGUACCAGUAUAUGUGUCGUGCAAAGGAAGCGACCAAGCUUGAGUCGAUUCUCGAGGCCUUGGACAUUCCCUAUCGGUACUUGCACAACGCCGGCAACGACGCCGUGUAUACCUUACGUGCCAUGGUCGGCCUGGCUAUCAAGCGCCGGCUGGCGAGUCUGGAGAAGGCUGCCAAGUUGAAGAACCAGGGACAUAACGCUAUUCCCUACGCCGAGUUUGUCGACAAGGACAAAGACGGCUUUAGCAGCCACGGCGAGGAGUCUGAUGGCGGAGAGCCGCUCAACCCAGUCAACCGCGACCCCCGCCUAGACGUGGAGGAGAAUCAGGUGGACCAAGCCUCGGAGGUCAACUCGGAGUCAAUUGACUGGUGGUGA
Molecule: messenger RNA, 1884 nt
Organism: Lasiosphaeria miniovina
Lineage: Eukaryota; Fungi; Ascomycota; Sordariomycetes; Sordariales; Lasiosphaeriaceae
Exons: 6
Coding region: 1-1884 (627 amino acids)
Cellular component (GO): nucleus
Molecular function (GO): nucleic acid binding
Source: RefSeq, a predicted model, not a curated record